Messenger RNA from Hylaeus anthracinus, 4240 nucleotides. RefSeq names its product 5-hydroxytryptamine receptor 1 (gene 5-HT7). Lineage: Eukaryota; Metazoa; Arthropoda; Insecta; Hymenoptera; Colletidae. The record is from RefSeq and is a predicted model, not a curated record. The transcript is spliced from 9 exons. Gene Ontology annotation, molecular function: G protein-coupled amine receptor activity. Gene Ontology annotation, biological process: adenylate cyclase-activating adrenergic receptor signaling pathway. Gene Ontology annotation, cellular component: membrane. Bases 2175 to 3728 code for a protein of 517 amino acids.
GGUAUCAACAAAAACCCGGUCUAGUCGUACGACGAACGUCCAACCGGCUCGUCGGCAUCGCGACUCUCCGCGAGCUCGUGCGAGCGCAAUCGCUUCCCCCCUUCUACCUCCCACCGCGAAGAUAACAGAGAAGACGGAAGAGCAACAGGACGAGAGCCCCAAACAGAUCUGUGCGUGCGAACCCCCAUCGCGAGCUCACCCCGAAAACUACUAAAACAACAAUUUCACCGAUGUAAAGUUUCGUCUUGAUCGAAUAAAAGAAAAUCGAAAAGAAAACCGAUUGAAAAAGUGAUCGGUCAAGGAAUUAGCACUUGCCUCGAAGAAUUCGGUGACAACCAAGCGUUCUUCCACUCUGGUGACCGUGUGAUCAACGAUCGCGAUGAUCGAUGGCCAACAGCUGAAGAAACCGAGGAACGAGUCGUUACACGCAGAUUCGAGCAAGGAAAGAGUUGACUGUCUGAUGGAUCGUGUUUGGAGAGACGUGACCGGGGAAAUCGUCGGGGAAACGAUAUAAAGAACGACCCGUUCGCGUCCAAGUCUUCUUCUUUUUUUUCGUCCGAAGAGCUCCUGUCAAUCACGAGAGGCGAGGGUGAGAGUAAACAAAGUCGACUUCGGGAGAAGGCUCGGCCUGAUCGAGAGGCUCGAUCCAGAAUAUGAUGAAAUUCUCGUUUUCAUCGGAAGCGUAGCUCGAAUAUCGACAGAAGCCGGCGGGGACACGCGGAUUUCGGAGACAGGCACUCGCGAGUGCGACGAGCAGAGGCGCACUUGUUUUGUUUUCCUUCGGGGAAGUGCGAACCAUUUCGGAGUGAUAGUUUCGAAGUUGAUAGUGACACGAGGCGAAAUUGGACUUGUCAAAAAAAAGUGUGAAUGACAUCGAGUUCAUAAUACGAGAAUGGAGGUACUUGUAUAAUGCACUCUUGAAAGAUAUUGGACAGUAUCAAAAAACAAGUCCAAAUGUUACACAGCAAUAUGUGAACAAGGUGAUGCCUGUGUUUGCUACAUGUUGGACAAUUUAGACUAAUCGAAACAAGUGUGCAUAUUACCAAGUGCAUAAUUGAGUAAAUCUAUCAGUAUCUUGCAUAAUGCACAAAGAUUGUACGAAACCAAAGAAAAAAUCCAAUCUAAACCAAUCUAACUAGUCUAAACUAAAUAUAAACUAAUAAUAUAAAAAUUAUAGUGUCAGUUCCCUGACGAUGCACUCCCGAAAGACUGGGCCAUCGAAGAGAUCCGAAAUGUUACGAAGUGAUGUGUGAACGGCUCUGUGUUUAUCGGAAGUUGAGGAAGUCAGCGAGGGAUCGAGGAUCGAUCGCGGAGCCGAGCAUCCUCGUUCUUCCUGCGCUUCAACGAGAGCAUCGCGUGUCACGGCUCGAACAGGCAUCCCCGAUGCAUUAUCGUUGGACGUGGGGGGAGGAAUCUGACGCAACGUGGAAAUAUUUGCCUGAAUUAAGUGGCGGCCGUGAGACCCUCUAAUGCCUCGCGACGAUUUGAAGCAGCUCUCGAUGAAGACGCGUUCCGAAUCGGCUAUAAAUCGUUCCAGCGACGUACACCCGAUAACAGACCAGCCGCAAAUUCACCAGGAAUAUUGAUAGAUUCGUCGAGACUCCACGAAAGGCCGGCCGCCUCGACGAAAGCGAAGAGAAUCGCGGUUUCGUCGUCGAUGGCGACGUAUCGUCGAUAUCCCGGCAUCAAGUCGACAUUUUUCUGCUAAAUUAUUGUUUGGGACAUUUUGUUGGAGCGGGACAACCGUUUCGCGCACGAUAUUCAUGGAAAUUGACCGCGGCUGGCAUUACCAUGUAGAACGACGCGCGGUUAUGUAAAUUCGCUCGUAUCGACGAGCUCCGAGGAACGUUCCGCGCGAUUGGCCCUUAUCAUGGGGCAGAAACGAGGAGGCACGAUCGAUUAGAUGCGGGAUCGUCGCAGCCGAAGGGAUUCAACGUGGGACCCGCGACGAAAAUGCCAAUCGACCGUGACGAAUCGACGGCCAGCAAAGGCAGCAUCGGGUAAGCGGUAACAAUGAACGGCUGAGGCGUACCGCAGGUCGCGGAAUCGAGAGAAGAUUCCCAUGCACGGCCUGAACCUCCCUGGAAUCCCGUGGUCGAGAGGAGAGAAGGAGCAUGACGUAGCCGUCGUCGAGGGGGGCGCUUCGGAUGCUCCGGACUGCCGACUAGGGUCGUAUGGAGGGGAAGGACGUAAUCACCACGGAAGGCACCCUGCUUCUAAACCUGACGACUAUCGCCACACGAGGCACAGACGACUUCUUCCGAGGAUUUCCUGGCAAAAACUCCCCCUACACGGUCACGCAGGCAAUACUCAUCGCCCUGGUGCUUGGUAGCAUAAUCGUCGGGACCGUGAUCGGGAACAUUCUGGUCUGCGUCGCCGUGUUCCUCGUUAGGAAGCUGCGAAGACCCUGCAACUAUCUGCUGGUGAGCCUGGCAGUUAGCGAUCUCUGCGUUGCGCUUCUGGUAAUGCCGAUGGCGUUGCUGUACGAGAUUUCCGGUAAUUGGUCCUUCGGCGCGUUUAUGUGCGACGUUUGGGUUAGCUUCGACGUGCUCAGCUGCACGGCAAGCAUCCUCAACCUCUGCAUGAUCUCCGUCGAUCGAUACCGUGCCAUAACCGAGCCACUAAAAUACGGGGUGAAGAGGACGCCGCGACGGAUGAUCAUCUACGUCAGCCUGGUCUGGUUAGCAGCUGGCUGCAUUAGCCUACCGCCGUUGCUGAUAAUGGGGAACGAGCACACCUACUCCGAGACUGGGCCGUCGCACUGCGUCGUCUGCCAAAAUUUCUUCUAUCAGAUUUACGCCACCGUGGGCAGCUUCUACUUUCCCCUCGUCGUCAUGAUCCAGGUAUACUACAGGAUAUUCUGCGCUGCCCGCAAGAUAGUCCUGGAGGAGAGGAGAGCCCAGAGCCAUUUAGAGGCUCAUUGCUACCUCGACAUAGAACCAACGGUACAGCACCUUCAGCCGGUCGUUGUAAACCGUCAAUUAAGCACCGACAUACAAGCCGUGCAGGGAAGUCCGCCUGUGAAGCAACACAGAAGUUCCAGCGCCUCGACGACGAUACGAUCGAAUCUUCGUGGCGAUACGCAGGAAAAUAUGAAAGCGUGCAGCGGGAACGCGGUGCGCUGCUUCGCUGGUGGUCCGCGGAAGAGCAACGAGUCCCAGUGUCCGAUGCUGCAGAAGCUCGAGAGGCCUAUUCUCUCGUCGUCCACGACGACCACGCCGCCAACAAAAUCGACGAUCGUGAGGAACCACCUGAGCAGUACCUGCAGCGUGACGAACUCGCCCCACCAGAAGAAGCUGAGGUUCCACCUGGCCAAGGAGAGAAAGGCCAGCACCACACUCGGCAUCAUAAUGAGCGCCUUCACCAUCUGUUGGCUGCCCUUCUUCGUCCUAGCCCUGGUCAGGCCGUUCCUCAGGGACCCUAACGCGAUCCCAGCGUUCCUCUCGAGCUUGUUCCUCUGGCUAGGUUACUGCAACAGCCUCCUAAACCCCAUUAUCUACGCAACGCUGAACAGGGACUUCAGGAAACCGUUCCGGGAGAUCCUUUACUUCCGAUGCAGCAAUCUGAACCACAUGAUGAGGGAGGAGUUCUACCAGAGCCAGUACGGCGAUCCCAUCAACAAUUACGAGAUCAAGGCAGGCGAGAUGGACGGCGCCGAGUGCCUCGACAAUCAGGGCGUCGAGUCGAUCGACGUCGCCGCCAACGCCCCCAACGAGAGCUUCCUAUGAUCCGGAAGAGACUUGUCCUUCGUUCGUCGGAACUAGCGACCGCUACGAGACCACCUGGCCUCUCGGACGAACUCUGAUCGAUCGCGACACGCGCGCCCGUCGUCGUCGAAAGACGUCCCGUCAGGGUAACCCCCCAUCGAUCGUUCGACAAGUACCAAAUCGAUUUCCCGAAUCUAAUCGAGGGAUGCUCCUACCUUGAAUCUACUUCGCGAAACCGUGGCGAGGGGAGCAGCCCGAAAUACUCAGCGUCGACUGUGACGAGUUCGUCGAGAACCCGACGUUCCUAUGCUUCCUGCGAAUCGAAACGAGGCGAGGAAUGGCCCGCUUAUCACGGACGAUCUGUAAGCCUGACGAAUCGCUCAUCGAGCAAUUUCUCAGCCGCGGUGACGUCUGAGAUCCACGACCGGUCAACGUGUCCAGCCCUCGACGAGAUCUUUUCUUGCACACCCUCGUGACGAACGGAGAAACGAGUCUUGGUGAUAUCUAGGCGGGAUCCUGUCAUCGCCAAAGGA